Molecule: messenger RNA, 666 nt
Organism: Populus trichocarpa (black cottonwood)
Lineage: Eukaryota; Viridiplantae; Streptophyta; Magnoliopsida; Malpighiales; Salicaceae
Product: cytochrome c oxidase subunit 6B-like protein new16
Exons: 3
Coding region: 82-432 (116 amino acids)
Cellular component (GO): mitochondrion; respiratory chain complex IV
Source: RefSeq, a predicted model, not a curated record
GGGCAGUCCUUUGAUUCUUUCUCAACAAACAGAUUAGUACUUCGACUAAACAAAUAAACCAAACCAGUUGCUGCUGCUGCCAUGGCUAUGGAAACCUAUGCAUCAAGAAAUGUUGACAAAAUCCAUACGGAUGUCCUCUCUCAGUCAAGACAAGCUUGCUACAAGGCGCGAGAUGCUUUUUUCGCGUGUUUGGAGAAAGAGUCCGACAAGAAACCCACAGAAAUCGGGUCGGUGGGGCUUCAAUAUCCAGCUGAAUGUAAAAAAUCAAGGGUUGAGUUUGAGAAGAACUGCAGACCUGCUUGGGUGAAGCAUUUUGAUAGGCUGUAUUGUAGGAACAAGACAGCGCAGAGGUUGUUGGAAGAUAAGGAAAUCAGGAGAGGUCCGUUGUCGCUUCCUCAGCCUUACACUUUCAAGCCCACUUCUAGUUCUUAAUUUGAGCACCCUUUAUCUUUUUUAAAGGUUUUGGCAAUGUGGGUUUUCUUUAAAAUGUUAUUAUCUCCGAUGGAUGUUUUAAUAGAUUUGGUAAAACUGUACAGUUAUGGCAUUAUGAAUUACUAGUUAUUAGCCUGAUUAGUUAAGUAGCAAUGGUUAAGUUUUGAACAUAUGAUAAGGAAAUAGACUUGAAUUUCUGGUUUUGAGGUUAAUAAUGGUUGUGUUGUUUCUCUA